UUCAAAGUUCCUUUGUUUUGAGAAGAAACACGUCUUGGAGAGCUCGCGAGAGGAGUGAAGUUGUGGUGCAGCAGAUUUGUUGAUGGUGAUCCAUCAUGGCGAGCCUGAAGCUGUAUAACUCGCUGUCUCGAGCGAAGGAUGAUUUCAAACCUCUGGAGGGGCGGAAAGUCAAGUGGUACAUGUGUGGGCCGACUGUCUACGAUGUUGCUCAUAUGGGUCAUGCCCGUUCCUACAUGUCGUUUGAUAUCGUCCGACGUGUCCUGGCUGAUUACUUCGGAUACAACAUCGUGUACGCCAUGAACAUCACCGACAUAGACGAUAAAAUCAUAGUGCGCGCUCGCCGUAAUUUUCUCGUGGAGCAGUAUGUUGAGCAGAAACCCAGCACUGCUCAGCUGAUCAGCGAUGUGUCCGACGCUCUCGCCCCAUUCACUACGAAAGUGGAGAAGGAGACCGAUAAUGACAAGCGAGCUAUGCUACAGCGGCUGCUUACUGAGGCUACUACUUCUCUGGAGGCGCUGAAAAAGGCUGUUGAGAAUGGCAGUGCCAAUGAGGCUAUGUGUGAUGCAUUGGUAACACGAGCACGUGAUCCACUCGGAGCAUGGCUAGAUUUUCACAAAGGUGGCAGCGUAACUGAUCAUAGCAUUUUCGCCAAGCUGACACAGCAUGUGGAGAGACUGUUCCACGCUGAUAUGCAAGCGCUCAACAUCCUCCCGGCCGAUUUCCUAACCCGAGUCAGCGAGUAUGUGCCAGAGGUGGUCGAAUUUAUCCAGCGAAUCAUUGCCAACGAGUUCGCGUACGAAGCCGAUGGAUCUGUAUAUUUCGAUGUCAAAAAGUUCGACGAAGACCCUAACCAUACGUACGCUAAGUUAGUACCUGAGGCAGUCGGAGACCGUGCCGCUCUUGCCGAGGGUGAGGGUGAACUCAGCGCCGCAACGGGAAAGCGCUCUGAUCGGGACUUCGCUUUGUGGAAAUCGUCGAAGCCUGGCGAGCCCUCUUGGGACUCACCUUGGGGACAGGGACGUCCUGGCUGGCACAUUGAGUGCUCCGUCAUGUGCUCUGACAUUCUUGGAGAGAAGGUCGACAUUCACAGUGGUGGAGUUGACCUGAAAUUCCCACAUCAUGAUAACGAGAUUGCACAGUCAGAGGCGUGCUUUGGCCAUGAUUCGUGGAUCCAGUACUUCCUGCACGCUGGCCAUCUCACAAUCGAGGGAUGCAAGAUGUCCAAAUCAUUGAAGAACUUCAUAACAAUCCAGGAAGCACUGUCUCGAUACUCUAGCCGUCAGCUGCGUCUUGCCUUCCUUACGCAUUCUUGGCAAGCCACGCUCGACUACAGCGAGAACGUCAUGAGUGAAGCCAAGCAGCUGGAGAGCUUCUUCGACAACUUCUUCCACUACGUCCGGGACUUGAUGCAGCGCCAGUCUGCUGAAGUGCGCUGGUGCGUGCCCAAGCCCACGGCAGCAGAGAAGGAGUUGCACGAGAAGUUCAUCGAGAAGCAGUCGGCUAUUCAUGACGCUCUGUGCGACUCAAUCAAUACUGCUGCAGCCAUGCAGAUCCUGCGUGAGAUUGUUUCCCUUGUCAAUGUGUACACUCAGAAUGCCAAAGCCGCAGUCGACUCGCAACUGAUCAAGAAAAUCGAGACGUACGUCAGUAAGAUACUCGCCACGUUUGGUUUGCCAGAGCCGAAGGACGACGUUUCGCAGGCGGGAAAAAGUGUCGUGUACGCUUUGUCCGAUUUCCGCGAUACUGUUCGUGCUACUGCUCGUGAAGCGAAACAAGUGGGUCUUCUUGAAGCCUGCGAUGCUUUGCGCAACGAUAUCCUUCCUGAGCUGGGAAUCAGUCUGGAAGACAGGCCUGAUGGUCCUGCUCUCGUGAAGUUUGUCGACAAGGAAGUCCUUCUGGAAGAACGCCGGAAAGAGCUGGAGUUGCUGGAGGAGAAGCGACGGAAGAAAGCCGAGGCUCAGCGCAAAGCACAGGAGUUGCAAGCUGCCAAGGACGCAAAGAAGCGCAUACCGCCCUCUGAGAUGUUCCGCAAAGACCCGAAAUUCACGCAGUUCGACGAGCAGGGCGUCCCGACACACGAGCGGGACGAAAAGGGCGAGGAGAAACCUGUGAGUGGAAAGCAGAAGAAGAAGUUGCAAAAGCUAUAUGAUGCGCAAGCUGCGAUAUACCAGCCAGAAAGCUAACUACUUACGUUGCACUGGACGGUAUUCCGAGACUUAUUCUUAUUUUCUAUUCCAUUUUUACCUCAUCCCAAUCAUAAUAAAUAAUUAUUAUAAUGACAAAAUAACCAUAUGCAUGUUCAUGAAAUCAAUUUGUAAAUAUUACUAGAUAAUGAAAAGCCCGUUCGAUUAACUUACUUGAUGGCGAUGUGCUGAUUUCUACAAUAGACCUGCAGGGAAUAUCACACCAAUCAGACCAAAGAAAUGCUUCUGCAUGGUUUUGUAUGCCCAAGGCCCUGUGUACAUACCACCUCUCUUCUUUUCUUCUUGUAUCGCGAAUAUCGCGACUUCAUGUCUUUGUUGACUGCAUACUGGACUAUCCCCAUUUGGACUUCUUUUCAGAAUUUGUUUUCCAAUCCAAGAUUUUAGUUUCACUAGAUGCUACUCUGGCAUGGCUGUAGUCCACCAGGCACUUCAUGCUACCAGCAGAUCUACAUGUACUUGA
This is a messenger RNA of Sycon ciliatum, 2664 nucleotides long. RefSeq names its product cysteine--tRNA ligase, cytoplasmic-like. Lineage: Eukaryota; Metazoa; Porifera; Calcarea; Leucosolenida; Sycettidae. Gene Ontology annotation, molecular function: cysteine-tRNA ligase activity; ATP binding. Gene Ontology annotation, cellular component: cytoplasm. Bases 96 to 2183 code for a protein of 695 amino acids. Gene Ontology annotation, biological process: cysteinyl-tRNA aminoacylation. The transcript has a single exon. The record is from RefSeq and is a predicted model, not a curated record.